Molecule: messenger RNA, 309 nt
Organism: Fomitopsis serialis
Lineage: Eukaryota; Fungi; Basidiomycota; Agaricomycetes; Polyporales; Fomitopsidaceae
Exons: 2
Coding region: 1-309 (102 amino acids)
Source: RefSeq, a predicted model, not a curated record
AUGCUGCGGCGACUCCUGUUGAUGGCGCUCGACGCGUUCGUCAAUGCUGUGCCCGGCAUGUUUGUCGAUGCGGCGCCUGACGUGUUUGUCGAUGCGGCACCCGACGUGUUCGUCGACGCACUUGUGCCCGUCAUGCGCCUCCGUCAGGAUCUGCCAGAGCGAGUACAUACCUUUGUACCCGCCGACACACUCACCCUACUUGUCGAUGUGCCAUUCGACACGCUCGUCGACACACCGUCCGACAUACUCGUUGGCAAGAGGCCCGUCGGUCUGGACUCUAGGGCGGGUAGUAGAUUAGUGCGUGCAUAG